Molecule: messenger RNA, 2396 nt
Organism: Panicum hallii
Lineage: Eukaryota; Viridiplantae; Streptophyta; Magnoliopsida; Poales; Poaceae
Exons: 1
Coding region: 1-2349 (782 amino acids)
Source: RefSeq, a predicted model, not a curated record
AUGGAGCAGCACUUGGGGAAUGCAACGUCAAGCGGCACCUUCUUUCACCAACUGUCAGAUCUGUGGAAGAGCCCCAGGGGAGCUGUGAUCCGCAUCCAGGCAUUGGCGAUGGUGGCUAUUGUUUGGACCUUCUUCCUUGCAGCAUUCGGGUCCUGCCGCCGCUGGUCCAACCACUGGUUUUUCCAAAAGGGCUUCUUGGUUGCAACUGGGUUGUCAUUGUCCGUGGGCACAUACUGCAUUGGCUUGAUGCAAACUUCAUCGGUGAAGAGCGAGAUGUACCCUAUCUGGUGUGUAUCCUUGUUCACCCUUUUCGGCUGCGUCGACUCAGCAACUAGCUACAGUCUGGACCACAAGGGCCCGCUCUGGAAGAUGAUCUUUCAGCUUUUCCUCUACUGUGGAUACGUGCUGCUAAUUAGUUUCUCAACCAUCUCCAGUAACGUUGGUAGGAUAGCAAUCGGCAUGCUGUCCGCCAUCACCUUCGUCAAGGGCUUCCAUAGGUCACUGGCCCUGGUGCUGCCAAGCAGACUGCGAGAGAAGAUGAGUGUGCUAAUACACACUAGGGAAAGAGAUUUUUUCAGAGUGUUUUUUAAUGAGCCUGAGAGAAGGUGUAUGUAUCAGGUGGAUUGGUCCCUUGACAAGGAAGCUGGUAAUGAUCCAAUGAUCAGAUUUUCUGAUAUAUGGGACUGCAUGAAGACUGCGCAGGUGUCAGAUUUCGCUACCUACAGGGAUGUGUGCUUCUCCAUCGCUCUGUCCUUUAUGAUGCAGGCGCGUUUUUUUGGGCAGAUGAAGGACUAUGGGCUCCGGUCUCUUAAAGAGGUUGACUUGGGAUGGCUUUUGGCGACAAGGGAUGGAACCAUCGGCUACGAGUGGGGCUUCAAAGUGAUCGAGCUAGAGUUGGCCUUUCUGUAUGACCUGUUCUUCACCAGCAAUGCAUUUGUUCACUAUUAUCAAGCAAGAGCUGCAACCAUUUGGUCGUUCGCUUCCGUCAUCGGGAUAUGCUUCGUUGGAGUAGCUGCUGCCAUACCUGGGACGUGGAGGACUUCACCUUCUACUAACGGUGGAGGUGGUGGUAGUGGCGACACCAUCGUGGUGGACACUACAGUAGCAGACCUUACUGUCACUCUUGUCAUACUAUCAUCCCUGGCUUGCCUGCAAGUACUGCAAUUGCUUUUCUCUUGGUCCUCAAAUUGGUCGAGAGUGGCCUUGGCUUGCGAUUACGUAAGGGCUAAAAGACGCAGCAGCUGUGGAGAUGACCCAGUCAGGCCCAACCGCCGGAUGAAAGUAAAGGCGUUUCUUCAGCGGAGGGUCAAUAACCUGUUCGAAAGAUACUCAUGGCAAAAUAAGCUAGGGCAGUACUCGUUAAUGGAUUCUGUAUCAGUCCGCAGGAGAGAACCCAGGGGCCCCUGCGUUACUGCUGGUACAAGGAUCGAAUCGACACUGUGGAAAAAGCCCAAGAAAUCGUGUGCCCGUCUCUUAGAGGUGCUUGGAUUCAAGUACGUUGAACGAGCGCUCCAGGAAUUGUGGAGCAGCGGUACAGGAGCCGCCGUUGAGUUGCAUCCGGAUGUGAAGGAAGCCAUCGCUGGAUUCCUCAGUAAGCUCAGGCCCGGUGCGUCGUCAGUGAGGAACUGGCAAUCCUUGUUGGAAGCAAACGGAGUGCAUGAUUACUUUCUAGAGAAGGGAGUGCGCGAUUAUGUAUGCCUUCGCCUUGAGAUUAACGCUGCUGAUCCCUACUCCAUUCUGAAGUGGCACAUCGCGACAUGGUACUGUGAAGAGUGCGGCUCGUCACGAGGCGGCGGGGGCGACGGGGGAUCGUCGUCGUCGGUGGAGAAGAACCACCGCGUCGCCACAACCCUGUCCAGGUACUGCGCGUACCUGUGCGUCUCGGCGCCAGAUCUACUCCCUGGGGACAACAGCCGCGGUCUGGGCAUGUACCGCGCCGCUGCACGGUCUGCAUCGCGACACUUGUAUGGGAAGGACACGUUGGAGGCAAUGGAAAGAGCGCCUUCCAUGCGCGUAGCCCACUGGUCCUUGCGAGAGGGUGUGAGCUUGGGGAAGGAACUCGAGGAGAAGAUGUCUGUGACCGAGCGCUGGGAGGCGCUGGCAAAGGUCUGGGUCACCAUGCUGGUCUACGCCGCGCCGUCCAACAAAAUGGAGGUGCACAUAAGGCACCUCGCGCAGGGUGGCGAGCUCAUCAGCCAUGUCUGGGCUCUGCUGACCCACGCCGGCAUCACAGGGUGGCCGGAUGAUCUGUUCCAACGAGACACAUCCGACGAAGAACCGGAAGACGACAUCUCUCACGAGGAUACCACUGAUGAGCGGGAAGAAGAUGAUGACGAGGCCACUGUGUAAUCCAUAGAGCCUAUCUAAUUUGGAAUUGACAUUGUAGAUUUAAACCA